Talpa occidentalis (Iberian mole) is the source of this 1430-nucleotide messenger RNA. It is a transcript of the gene DHRS1, whose product is annotated as dehydrogenase/reductase 1. The transcript is spliced from 9 exons. NCBI's taxonomy places the organism in Eukaryota, Metazoa, Chordata, Mammalia, Eulipotyphla, Talpidae. The coding region runs from base 255 to 1190 and encodes 311 amino acids. The record is from RefSeq and is a predicted model, not a curated record.
CCCUAGCGGGGCCGGAAUGGGUGUGUCCCCGGGCCGCCCCGCCUCUACCUACGGGUCCGGACUCCGGCCCUGAAUAGCCGCUGGUCACUCUUUCGAGGAGAUUCCUCGCCGCUCGCUGUCACCAGCCCAGACCUGGAUUUGCACCCUAGCCUCUCGCUCUGACCCAGUCGUGGUCACUGCGUCCUGCCCCUGCGACCGGAUUGACAGUUCUCGUUUCCGAGAUUUGCGAGACUUUCCUCUAUCGCUUGUGAAUAAUGGCAGCUCCCAUGAAGGGCCAAGUGUGCGUAGUGACCGGUGCUUCCAGAGGUAUUGGCCGCGGUAUCGCUUUGCAGCUCUGCGAAGCAGGGGCCACAGUUUAUAUCACUGGUCGCCGUAUAGAUAGCUUGCAAGCCACUGCUCAGGAGGCACAAUCCCGAGGGGGCCGGUGUGUGCCCGUGGUGUGCGAUUCAAGCCAGGAGAGUCAAGUGCAAAGUCUGUUUGAACAGGUGGAUCGGGAACAGCAUGGGCGUCUGGAUGUGCUGGUCAACAAUGCCUUUGCUGGGGCCCAGGCUAUCUUCGAAAAUCUUAAGAAGGCAUUCUGGGAAUGCCCUGCCUCCGUGUGGGAUGAUAUCAACAAUGCUGGACUCAGAGGCCACUACCUGUGUUCUGUGUACGGUGCACGGCUGAUGGUACCGGCUGGCCGCGGCCUCAUCGUGGUCAUCUCCUCUGUUGGAGGGCUGCAGUAUUUGUUCAGUGUUCCCUACGGAGUGGGCAAAGCUGGGUGUGACAGGCUGGCUGCUGAUUGUGCCCUGGAGCUGCGGCGCCAUGGAGUCAGCUAUGUGUCAUUGUGGCCAGGGAUGGUGCAGACAGAAAUGCUGAUGGAGGUUUCAAGGAAGGACAUCAAAGAUCCCAUGUUUGAGAAGUUCAAAUUAAAUCUGCCAUCUGCAGAGACCACAGAAAUGAGUGGCAAAUGUGUGGUGGCUUUGGCAACAGACCCCAACAUCCUGAGCCUGAGUGGGAAGGUGCUGCCAUCCUGUGAUCUUGCUCGGCGCUAUGGCCUUCGGGAUGUGGAUGGCCGCCCAGUUCAAGACUAUUUGUCUGUGAGGUCGGUUCUCUCCAAUGCCUCCAGCCUGGGCUGGCUGGCCUCCUACUUGCCCAGCUUUCUCCGUAUACCCAAGUGGAUUAUGACCCUCUACUCUAGCAAAUUCUAACUCUCCUGGCCUGACACCACAACUGCCCCUCUUCUCCUUCAGGCUGGGUGGAAAAGGUAGACCUUCUUGCCUCCUGUGCACACUCUUGAUAUGAAGAGAAAGCCUCUGUGUGCCCUGGAUGAGCCCUGGGGCCGUCUUAGGUCCUUCUUUGAGCCUUGGUUUUCUGUAACCCUGAUUUUACUUUUUGCCUUAGUUUUGAAAACUACCGGAGGUCUAAUUAAUAAAGCUCUCGUUUCUUCU